Molecule: messenger RNA, 1535 nt
Organism: Lottia gigantea (owl limpet)
Lineage: Eukaryota; Metazoa; Mollusca; Gastropoda; Lottiidae
Exons: 9
Coding region: 247-1452 (401 amino acids)
Biological process (GO): sperm capacitation; medium-chain fatty acid catabolic process; acylglycerol catabolic process
Cellular component (GO): sperm flagellum; sperm plasma membrane
Molecular function (GO): monoacylglycerol lipase activity; acetylesterase activity
Source: RefSeq, a predicted model, not a curated record
GAUUAUUGAAAUUCCAUUGUAUUUCUAUUAAAUGGGUAAAUAUGUCGUGAAAGGUAUUAUACAUCAGAAUCCCUUUUCAUACUAAUGCUAAUGCAUGAAAUUUGAAACAUUUGUGAUCUCAUAGAUACCUUCUUACUGAACUGAAGUUUGAACUAUAUAGAAAGAAUUAUUAGGUUUGAAUGACAACACACCUAGAAUAGAUAUCUGCUGCACUGGACAUAGAUAGCUCAAUUUGAAUCAAGUACAAUGUCACUCCUCAUUGCAACUGGUUUAUUUUGUGUAAUAUAUUUAUUGGUAAAGUUUUUAAAUAUAUCACAACCUUGUCAUUUACCAGAAUUAUAUUUUAAAGAUAAAACUUCUAAUUUUAUACAAACAGUAUUUACCAUGUGUCCUAUUUUAUUUGAAAGUUAUAUUCCACCAUUAUUAUGGGGUAAAAGUGGACACCUACAGACAUUCAUUUAUGCUAAAAUGGGUCGCAUCAUGUCACCAUUACCUAAUGGUAAACGUAUAGAACUUAUCAGACCAGAUAAUGCUACGAUGUCUUUUGAUGUCUUCCAACCUCAUUAUGAACAUCCUACUGGAAGAGACUAUACGUUAGCAGUAUGUCCUGGUAUAGCUAACAGUAGUGAAAGUCUAUAUAUAAGAACUCUGGUAGAUCAUGCUCAAUAUAAUGGUUUUAGAGUAGCAGUAUUAAACCAUCUGGGUGCUUUACGUAAAGUCAAAUUAACAUCUCCAAGAAUCUUCAACUAUGGUGAAACUGGUGAAUAUAAUUGUAUGAUAGAUGAAUUAAAACGACUAUACCCCAAUACCAGUAUUAUAGCUGUAGGUUGUAGUAUGGGAGCUAAUAUAGUUAUUAAAUACCUAGGUGAAUGUAAACAACAUGAAAAUAAAGUUAUUGGUGCUUUAUCGUUUUGUCAAGGUUAUGAUGUCAAUGAUGCCAAACCAUUUUUAUUAGGCUGGGAGUCUUGUAGACGUUUAUAUUGUUAUUUUAUGGCAAUCAAUUUAAGACAGUUAUUAAGAAGUCAUCAAGAUAUAUUGUUUACUGAACAAGCUCAAUCAGAGUAUGGAACUGUUGAAUUAAAAAAACUCUAUUCUGCUACAUCAUUAUUAGCUAUAGAUGAAUUAUAUAGUGUAAAUGCAUUUAAAUUUAAAUGUUGUGAAGAGUACUAUCAUUGGGCGAGUUGUAAGCAGUAUAUACAGAAUAUAACUAAACCUAUAUUUAUAUUAAAUGCAGAAGAUGAUCCUAUUGUUCCCAAACAGUUAUAUACCACACCUUUAAAAUAUCAAGAAAACCAUGAUAACUGUUUAUUUAUUGUAACUAAACAUGGAGGUCAUUUAGGAUUUUUUGAAGGAGGAUUUAUUAAACCUAAUACAAUAACCUGGUUAGAUAGAGCUGUUGUUCAGUUCUCUAAUGUUCUCUGUGAAUUAGAUUGUAAGGAGAGGAAAUCUUAGACUUUAUUAAAAGGGUAUGAUCAUCGAAAUUUUCUUCUUUAAUUGAUAAGACCUUCAUAUCAGAUAUUUCACUUUUCAGGAUG